Messenger RNA from Brassica napus (rape), 960 nucleotides. RefSeq lists its product as uncharacterized. The transcript has 2 exons. Bases 1 to 960 code for a protein of 319 amino acids. The record is from RefSeq and is a predicted model, not a curated record. NCBI's taxonomy places the organism in Eukaryota, Viridiplantae, Streptophyta, Magnoliopsida, Brassicales, Brassicaceae.
AUGUGCAGUGCCUUCUUAUGGUCUGGUUCGCCAACCAUUACUCAUAAAGCAAAAUUUGCUUGGAAAGAUCUAUGUUGCCCCAAGGAAGAAGGUGGACUAGGCAUCAGACGUCUUAGCGACACUUCGCGAGUAUUUGCACUGAGUCUUAUCUGGAAACUAUUCUCUCUUACCGGCUCCUUUUGGGUUGCUUGGACCCGACAGUAUCUACUCAAGAAUAGCUCUUACUGGGAUGCCAGUGACAAAAAGGGAUCGUGGGUAUGGCGGAAACUGCUCAAACAUAGACCCAUUGCAUACGAAUGCAUUCGGUUCGAGGUUAGAAAUGGGGUAACAGUGCAUUUUUGGUUCGAUAACUGGUUAGAAAUUGGCAGAUUGAUUGAUAUAACAGGAGAGCUGGGCAUAAGCUACCUUGGAGUGAGCAGGUCCACAACGCUCGCUGAAGCAACCCGUGACGACUGCUGGAACAUUCGGAGAUGUGGACAGAGACGAUAUCCCCAUCUCUGUGAUACGCUUGCAGAGACUCCACGACCGGUAGCUAGUGCAGGACCAGAUAUAGCUCUAUGGAGACAUGACCAGGAUGAUUUCAAACCAUACUUCUCAGCUACCAAGACUUGGAACUACCUGCGAGUUAAAAAGACAAAGCUUCCCUGUAUGGAUGAAUGUUGCAGAGAAAUUACUUGGUCCAGUGAUAACACUGGACUGGGAAGAUACAGUCACCUCCAUGUUACGCCAGAACAGGAACAGACUCGAUGCUAUACUCCUGCGCUUAGUUUUUCAGACAGCCAUUUAUGUGCUGUGAAAGAGAGGAACUCAAGACGGCAUGGAAGUGUGUACGCACCUGUGGAUACAACUACUAAGGCCAUUGAGAAUAUGGUCAAGAAGCGCAUCUCAUCUUUGAAGUAUAUGGGAAACCAUAAGCUGAGGGGGCUACUAGUGAGAUGGUUUACUGUCUACACAUAUUAG